ACGGUUGAAGAACAUCACAAUUCCAAUCCUUAUUAGCACCUUUUUUGAAAAUUUCAUUUUGUUUCAUUCAGGAAAUGAGUGGUGUUCAGUUUCUAAUUUCUAUGCUGAACCUUUUGGCGUAGAAAUUGGAAUCUUAAGCGAUGGGCAGCAAUAGCAUGAACUGUAAAUGCCUGAAAGCAUAUUUGACGGUUUCGCUUUGUAUUUCGAAGCUGCCCCUUCUCCCAUGGCCUCUUCUUUCCCAGCUCAGUUUUUCUCCUUUUUAUUCAGCCAUUGCAGCACAAGAUCCAGAUCCAUGUGGUAAUCACACUUCCAAGGAACGGGUUCUCUCUCUGUUCAAGCGUUGUUCCGCCUUGGAACAUGUGAAGCAGAUUCAUGCUCACAUGAUCCAUACUGGCCUUGAUCAAAACCUCUGUCUUGCUGGGAAGAUCGUCCUUUUUUGUGCUGUUUCCGAGCGCGGUUCGAUGGAUUACGCAGCCUCAGUUUUUGAAAAUACUAAGAAUCCUGAUGGAUUCCUCUGGAACAAUAUGAUUAGAGGGUUUGUAAGGACGGCCCAAUUUGAUAAGGUUUUUAGUUUCCACAAGAAAAUGCAAGAAAUGGGAGAAGUUGCGGACAACUUCACGUUAUCUUUUUUGCUUAAAGCUAGUGGGCAGAUGGGAUCAGUUUUGUUGGGAAAGCAGAUGCAUUGUUGCGCUCUCAAACAUGGGCUGGAAACUCAUGCAUUUGUGGGGAACGCUCUGAUUCACAUGUAUGGCAUGUUGAGGGAAAUUGAAACUGCGCGCCAACUGUUUGAAGAAAUACCCAAACCACACCUGGUAGCUUGGAACACCAUUAUUGACUGCCAUGUUCAUUGUGGGAAGCAUAGAGAAGCACUUGAGCUGUUUUCCAGAAUGUGGGGGAGUGGAAUGGAACCAGAUGAGGCCACAUUGGUUGUGACAAUUGCAGCUUGCUCCGCAUUGGGUGCUUUGGAGUUUGGGAGGUGGCUUCAUUCAUUUGUUAGCCUAUCUGUCCUCGUUGACAUAGUUUCAGUGUCUAAUGCCCUGAUUGACAUGUAUGCAAAGUGCGGCGCAAUUGAUGAAGCAUAUAGUGUGUUCAAUGAGUUGAAUGAGAGGAACAUAGUAACAUGGAAUUCACUGGUUCUGGGAUUGGCAAUCCACGGCCACGCAGACAAAGCAUUGGCACUCUUCAAUAAAAUGUUGGAAGAGAAGCUUGAGACACCAAAUGAUAUUACUUUUUUGGGUGUUCUAUGUGCUUGUAGCCAUAGAGGGAUGGUUGAAGAAGGAAGACGGUAUUUUGACAGUAUGAGACAAGACUACCAUAUCCAGCCAACGAUAAAGCACUACGGGUGCAUGGUGGAUAUUUUGGGCCGAGCUGGAUUGGUGGAGCAAGCUUAUAAGUUGAUAAUGGGCAUGCCAAUGGAGUGCAAUGCCAUUGUAUGGAGGACUCUGUUGGCUGCGUGCCGGUUGCAUGGUAAGGUUGAACUAGGGAAGCAAGUUAGGAGGCAUCUUCUUGAGUUGGAACCAGAUCAUAGCAGUGAUUAUGUUCUUCUAGCGAGCAUUUUUGCAAGUGCCGGCCAAUGGGAUGAGAUGGCUAGAGUAAGAAAAUCAAUGACAAAGAGGGGAGUUCAAAAGCCCAAGCCUGGUAAUAGCCUUAUUGGUAUUCAUCCCAAGUUGAUGGAGCCAACCAAGACCUUUGCAUAGUCGUGAUAAGAGCUUCAGAUGAUAAAGAUUUUUGAGUCUGGUGAGAAAAGAUAGGAAAACAUUCAAAUAGAAAUUCAUAUAUGAGGGAACAGUCUAACAAGGUACAUGCUGAUUUAUUUUCUCAAUCCGUUUACAUUUUGUAAUUGAG
This is a messenger RNA of Diospyros lotus (date-plum), 1845 nucleotides long. Its product is annotated as pentatricopeptide repeat-containing protein At4g21065-like. Gene Ontology annotation, molecular function: RNA binding; protein binding. Gene Ontology annotation, biological process: RNA modification. The transcript is spliced from 2 exons. Lineage: Eukaryota; Viridiplantae; Streptophyta; Magnoliopsida; Ericales; Ebenaceae. The record is from RefSeq and is a predicted model, not a curated record. Bases 141 to 1697 code for a protein of 518 amino acids.